AUGAUCAUCACAGACUAUGCUAAUUACGUCUUGCAAUGGAACGGAAACAAGCAGAUUCUCGGGCAGGCAAACAAUCUCGGCAACGCCCAUGGCUACGCAUAUGGCUCAUUGCCCAUGAUCGGCGGAGAAAGCAUCGAGGAUGCUGCAGUGCCAAAAGACAGCCCACUCCUCGAAGCGGUCAUGGAAAACAUCUGCAGUGGUCAUUCGGAUACCCUAGACCGCUUGUUGGAGGAUCUUAAGCCACCUUCUGACGAGUCUCGGAGAAGUGAGCCUAAUUCUCUCGAGUUCAGUGUCGAUGACUUAGGAAAGCUGUUCAUCAGCGAUCUAGAUAUCGAUCCACGAACCACAGAAAUGAAGUCUGAACAACCAAAGUUUUCGCCCCUGAGCAGCCCGCCAGGAUCGCCUCCCGACACAACUCCUCCUGCAUCGCCGCUUAGCCCACGAUCGCCAAUGUACAGGGAAAAAUCAUCAAAGAGCAAGCGGAAGUUCAGAUCUCGCAAGCCCAAGCGUGAUUCGAGCUACGAGUUCCUCACACGGAACUUCGAUCGAUUUCAUGAGGCACUUGCUGAUGAGGAGUUCCAUCUUUUCUUCGACUAUGUCGAGUUCUGGAUUACGUGUUAUGAAGUCGGUGAUAUGGCAAUUGAGAUUUGGCUUGACUCUGUGGGACGUAGAAACGUACAGUCCGUAGAGGAGCACCCGGGAUGGCAAUACGUAGCUGGCUUUAUAGAUUCUGUACACAAGGAGGAAGGGGGAAUGCAGGCGUUGCUCGGCAAGUUCGCGUCUGGAUUGAAAGGAAUCUUAGAUAGAGAAGGAGCGAGUAGUGUGCUCACUAAGGGCGAAGAGAUGCCUGGUGUAAAAGUGGAAGGAUUUUAA
This is a messenger RNA of Parastagonospora nodorum SN15, 873 nucleotides long. RefSeq lists its product as hypothetical. Lineage: Eukaryota; Fungi; Ascomycota; Dothideomycetes; Pleosporales; Phaeosphaeriaceae. Bases 1 to 873 code for a protein of 290 amino acids. The record is from RefSeq and is a predicted model, not a curated record. The transcript has a single exon.